This is a messenger RNA of Linum trigynum, 1500 nucleotides long. The record is from the annotation of a GenBank genome assembly. NCBI's taxonomy places the organism in Eukaryota, Viridiplantae, Streptophyta, Magnoliopsida, Malpighiales, Linaceae.
AUGGAGGAGGAAUUGCAGAAGCGAAACACCGAUUGCGUUUACUUCCUCGCUUCUCCCCUCACUUGCAAGAAGGGAGCUGAAUGUGAGUACCGGCACAGUGAGAUGGCAAGGCUCAACCCUAGGGAUUGUUGGUACUGGUUGUCUGGGACCUGUCUUAAUCCAACCUGCGCCUUCAGACAUCCUCCUCUAGAAAAGCCAGCUGAAGCUUCUUCAGAAUCCGGUCCAGCUUCAGGUCAGCCUCCUCAACCGUCAAACAAGACCUCUGUACCUUGUUACUUCCACUUCCAAGGCUACUGCGGCAAAGGCGAGAAAUGCACAUUUUCCCAUGCUCCUGAUGUCAGCACUGUCCCCACUGCAAAGACUCUGAAGCAACCACAUCCCACCAACAACAUGGCUGUUCAUCCUGCCGACAGCAAUAACAAGACUCUGUCGGGAACUAAAACGGUAUCUGUCCCGACCUCCAAGAUGAAGACAAGUCUUCCCCAAACAACAUCUCAGAAACCAUCUGUCCCUAAAGAUGUGGUACAAAAGAGUUCCUCUCUUCAAAUUGAGACGCCCCAAGUUGAUUCAGCUGUUGUUCUAGAGUCUUUUGAUACCGUCUUGCCAUCAGAAAGUUACAACGAGGCUGGGUCAUACAUGGAUGCUGCUGAUCAGAACUCAGAAGAUCAUAUUGACGGCCGCGUAGAACCAGAGGAACGGUGGGAAUCAUCUCCCGGUUUCGAUGUUCUGGUAGAUAAUGAUGAAGAGGAAGAUCAAAAUCUAUGCUACAAGGAUGAGCAGGAGUACAUGGUGUCCCUCAACAGGGAAGAACAGAGAGAGCUCGAUAGGAAUCAUCCAUUUAUGGAGUAUGAGUUUGAAGAACGGCAAGUCGGGUAUGAGAGGCGAUUGGGAUUCCGUGAGAGUCGAGACGUGGAUCUCCGGGACCACCUGAGGAAACGCCAGGCAAUAGACAAUGGCGAGCCACCGUUGGAGAGAUCGAUGAGAAGGCGGCACCAUGAAGAAUCACUUCCGCGGAGGCACAGGAGCCAUGAAAGACCGUAUGAGCACGGACUGAGUGAAAGGCUACGUGGGAGAUUGGCAUCUGAGGUCGGAAGAAGGAAUGACAGUGAUUAUGGAUUACAUUCAAGGCACUCUCCAUAUGAUAGGCCACCGAGGCUACAUCACAGGGAAAGAAGGGGAGCACCGAGAAGGCAGCUGCCACCUUUUGUACAGUCCGAGAGGGCUUCUGUACCGUCAGAGGUCAGGAGGAAGCCAGUUCGAAGGGAGAGGUCAGUUGAGGUGUCUGGCGAAUUUUCUGGGCCAAAGAGCCUUGCUCAGAUAAGAGAAGAGAAGAAAAGGGUUGUUGAGAGAAACGGGUAUCACAACGAGGACAGAGAUGACGAUGAUUUGGGUGUAAUGGAGACUGCGAAUUUUGAUGGACCGAAGCCUCUGAAUGAGAUUCUGAAGGAAAAGAAGAAGCUGAUUUCUGUUGUAGAGUACGCCAACGGUAGCAGCAACUGA